GGUCCAAACAGGUAGUUCACGUGAACACGGGCUGAUCAUCGGCAAAAAUGUAAUUUUGGUGCCGGCCGGUACAGAUAGGAAGGCUCGCUCAUUCCGGACGCACAUUAGCACGAGCGUAUUACUCUAGUGAGCUGAAGCUGCAUUCACUAACACGAGACACUGGGCUUGGUGAAGAAGUUUGACCCAGCUUAAAUGCCGUGACACAGUGCACGUGACUGCCGUCCCAACGAACCCAGCAUGCCGAUUGAACUCGCCAUGCCGAUUUAUCUGACAAACGAAGAGUUCCUGAACCCGAGGGUGACUAAAUACAGCAGGCCCUUGCGGCCAUGUCUGCACCGGUGUCAAAGUACCAAACUUAGUUUCGGCUCUCCGAGGGAGCAGCUGGAGUUGAAUAGGGCCAGCGCACACGUGGCGAUACCUGGCAGGGCCAAAAAACAAGUAUCUUUUGCUGAUCACAAGGGCCUCGCCCUGACGAUGGUAAAGGUAUUUUCUGAAUUUGAUGACCCUAUUGACAUCCCAACCAACAUUGUGCAGUUUUUUAGCUCUUUGGUGACUCUGCCAGAAGGGAAGGACAAGCUAACCCUCGACUUUGACCAGCCGUCUGCAGACUACUUAAAGUUUCGUCAACGUAUAGAGAAUGAAAACCUCUGCCUCGAACACUGCAUGAUUAAGGAAAAAUCUAUAGCAGGGACGGUCAAAGUCAAAAACCUUUCCUUUGAGAAGUCCGUUAAGCUUCGCAUUACGUUUGACACUUGGAAAAGUCACACAGACAUAGAAUGCCAGUACGUAAAGGACACUUACACCGGCUCAAACCGUGACACCUUUUCAUUCGGAGCUACUUUGCCUGAUCAGGUGCCUCCACAUGAACGCAUCGAGUUUGCCAUUUGCUAUGAGGUCAAUGGCGUAACGCUCUGGGACAACAACCAAGGACAGAAUUACAGAAUUGUUCAAUCAGCACUAAAGAAGAGUUCAAAUGACUCUAUGGUUGACCACCAGCGAUAUGGUGUGAGCGAUUGGGACGUUCUUUUUGACCGAUACGGCAGCCCCAGAUGCUCACGUGGAAUCUUUCCCAAUUGGCCAAGCUAUGCUGGAUAUGAAGACAUCGGUCCAUAUUACUAAGAAUCCACUUUUGGGACAGUUUAUCCUGCACACAUAUCCAUCAAACAUUGUGAUAAAUGUCUCCUUAAAAAAACACGCUGGUCUUUGACCAAGGACCUGUUGGAAUGUGAAGCCUUAUGGACACUUGAGAUAUCUAUCGUCAAUAAUAUUGGAUUAUGUUGUUCAAUAGAGAAUGAGUUAUGUUUUUAAAAAUAGUGUUUAUGGUGCUAUAUGAAUGUAAUUGAGGGUAAAUUUGUUUGUUUUUUCAGUGCCUGUCAAAUGCAUUAAUGCUAGUUUCUGUGCAGGGUUAUGUGAAAGUUUUCAAGGUUGAUUUUCGGUUUGUAUGGAUUUGCGUGGACCUUUAUAAAAUUAUACAAUGUUAAUGAAUUAAGUCCAAGUAAAUCUGCAGGCCAGUAUAUCUGCUAAACUGUAAAUCAUGAUCAUAAAAUUUUGAGAGCAGCAAAUGGUUUUCAUCUGAAAAACCUUGCUAAGAGCAAAGACAGAAUGACCCAAAAAGAACUCGGUGUUUUUCCCCAAAAAAUGUGAGACCAGAGUUGUACUCUGCCUGGAUAUAUGUAUACGAAUUCUUUCAUAUGUUUUUGUUCUUUCCUGAACAGCUCAUUUUUAAUGUAAAACUCUAAAAGUAUUUACAUUUCUUUAUUUUAAUUGACUAUGACUGAUUCUCACUGUGAUUGACUGCACAACAGGAUGAUGAUAUUAGUGAUACAAGUUCAUAUGUAAUGUGUAUCAUUUGUUCAAGGUAAUGUAGGCACUUUAAUUUGUUGUUUAACUUCUUGUCACCCAUUUUAAAUUGCAUUGUUUGAGUGUGAAUACGGGUUUGCCAGAACCACUUUAAAGACAUUGUUAAAAAAAAGUUCUCUCAAUGGUAUUCGGUAUGUUCAUUAUCUGCAUUUUAAUGCAAUGUUUUAAAUGUUCUUUGUCAUUGAAACCUUCAAAUAAAGUAUU
Messenger RNA from Sinocyclocheilus grahami, 2064 nucleotides. RefSeq names its product protein phosphatase 1, regulatory subunit 3B (gene ppp1r3b). The transcript is spliced from 2 exons. Gene Ontology annotation, biological process: regulation of glycogen biosynthetic process. Gene Ontology annotation, cellular component: protein phosphatase type 1 complex. Gene Ontology annotation, molecular function: glycogen binding; protein phosphatase 1 binding. The record is from RefSeq and is a predicted model, not a curated record. NCBI's taxonomy places the organism in Eukaryota, Metazoa, Chordata, Actinopteri, Cypriniformes, Cyprinidae. Bases 238 to 1119 code for a protein of 293 amino acids.